CCUUAGGGUCUUUAAUGCUGAGCACCAUGGUGGCUGCGGAGGCUGCUCUUCCGAUAUCAAUCGGACCGAUGUCCAGGAGAGCUGAAUAUAGCUACAUGUAUCGUGAGUAUAACGCAUCAAUUGGCGGAAACGAUACGAAAUUUCUUCCGAGGUUUUUAUACAUCUAUGGUAGAUGUUUGGUGUCCGAGAUCAGCGAUAUAUCGCUUCACGAUAAGCAUCCAGGCCAACGCAAAAGGCAGCAUUUUAACAUUGAAGUUGAAUUCGGGCAUGAAAAGUCUUGCUUAGCCAUCAGAUUGAUACAACAAAUACCUACGGGGAAUAUAUGGUUGUUCUAAUGGGCAAUGCAAAGUCGAUCGUUAUGGCAGUUCUUGCCCUGGCCGGCGGGUCGCUGGCCCAGCAAUCAGCUUGGGGUCAAUGUGGAGGCAUUGGCUGGACCGGCUCGACGACUUGCGUAGCGGGUUACAUCUGCAGCAAAGUCAACGACUAUUAUUCGCAAUGCGUAACGGGCGGCGGUUACUCAAGAAUCGAAGUAUCCACAACUACCAGUCAGACCACUACUACAUCAAGUGCAGCUUCGUCGACAAGCACCUCGUCGUCAGGAAAAGUCAACUUUGCCGGAGUGAACAUCGCCGGGUUUGAUUUUGGCAUGGCCACAACCGGCGUGCAAGAUCUGUCCCAGGUUGUGGACGAGUCAGUUGAUGGUGUCACACAGAUCAAGCAUUUCGUCAACGAUGAUAAAUUCAACAUUUUUCGCUUGCCAACUGGCUGGCAAUUCCUUCUUGCUGGUAAUCUUGGUGGUACUCUCGACUUGACCAACUUCGGCAAGUAUGACACGCUAGUCCAGGGCUGUCUAGCGACUGGUUCCCAUUGUAUUAUCGACAUUCACAAUUAUGCCCGUUGGGAGUCUGGAAUCAUUGGACAGGGUGGGCCGACGGAUGACCAGUUUGUGAAUCUGUGGACCCAGCUGGCGACCAAGUACAAGUACCAGAGCCGUGUCGUCUUCGGCAUCAUGAACGAACCGCACGACCUUAUGCUUUCGACCUGGGUCGCUACAGUGCAGAAGGUUGUGGCUGCCAUACGUGGUGCGGGCGCCACGUCCCAGAUGAUCCUGUUGCCGGGAACGGACUAUACUUCCGCUGGUAAUUUCAUCAGCAACGGCUCAGGCGCGGCGCUCAUGGCCGUUACAAACCCCGAUGGUACGACUACUAAUUUGAUAUUCGAUAUGCACAAAUACUUGGAUUCAGACAACAGCGGGUCGCAUGUGGAGUGUGUCACCGACAACAUUGACGCAACAUUUGCACCUUUGGCCACAUGGCUCCGCACGAAUAGGCGCCAGGCAUUCCUCAGUGAAACAGGUGGUGGGAACGUUGCAAGUUGCGGCACUUACAUGUGUCAGCAGCUUGCUUAUAUCAAUCAAAACAACGAUGUUUACCUUGGCUGGACCUCAUGGAGUGCUGGCGGAUUCGCGGCGUCCUGGAACUACAUAUUGACUGAGGUACCGAAUGGUUCGAACGACCAGUAUCUUGUUCGACAGUGUUUCGUUCCUGCAUGGACAUCUUGA
Truncatella angustata is the source of this 1561-nucleotide messenger RNA. Its product is annotated as endoglucanase II. The coding region runs from base 323 to 1561 and encodes 412 amino acids. Lineage: Eukaryota; Fungi; Ascomycota; Sordariomycetes; Amphisphaeriales; Sporocadaceae. The transcript is spliced from 4 exons. The record is from RefSeq and is a predicted model, not a curated record. Gene Ontology annotation, biological process: glucan catabolic process. Gene Ontology annotation, cellular component: extracellular region. Gene Ontology annotation, molecular function: cellulose binding; hydrolase activity, hydrolyzing O-glycosyl compounds.